AUGUCCAACGAACCCAAUCUCAACUUCGGCUCCCCAACUAUAUUCUUCGAUUCGCAUCCGGAAGAGCAGGAGUCCUACCUCUAUUCCUACUGGUCUUCCCUCAAAUCCAACCUCAAGAUUGCCUUCACCGGUGAAGUCCCGAAGUUCCAUUCCCCUGGUAAAUUGCGCAUAAUAUGGUGGACACAUGAUGGCAAUCAAGGUUUGAAAGACUAUGAGCUGCAUGAAUAUGAGCAGGUCAGGGCCAAUUUCGAUAUUCUGUUGAAUAUGCCAGAGAUCCGGCGGGUAGUAAUACAAGGUUAUUCGGGACAAAACCCUUAUGUCUUAGUGAACGGCACAAAUCCAUGGCAAGAAAAAUUUCGACGGAUGGAGAGGGAGGCAAGAAGGGCAAAAGCUUUGCAGAAGAAGGCGGAGGGAAAGGGGGGGCAGGACGCCAUAUUCGACGAUUUCAUCGGAGCCCCCAAGAUCGAGAAGGGCAAAUCAGGCACUCUGGUUGAUAUUGAAGAUGUGAUCGAGCAAAACGACAGAGCCGAGGAGGAGAGGAGGCGUGUGGAUGGAGACAAGAUCUGGAGGGAGAACGAAGGCUUGUUGAGUGGUGAAAUGGUGUGA
This is a messenger RNA of Hyaloscypha bicolor E, 606 nucleotides long. RefSeq lists its product as uncharacterized. The record is from RefSeq and is a predicted model, not a curated record. The coding region runs from base 1 to 606 and encodes 201 amino acids. The transcript has 3 exons. Lineage: Eukaryota; Fungi; Ascomycota; Leotiomycetes; Helotiales; Hyaloscyphaceae.